AUGUCUCCAGCAUGUCCCUUUAGGAGGGACCGGCAGGGGAGAAAAGGAGGAGGUGCUGACCUCUGUGUCAAUGACCUGCUGCAGUCCAUGGAGCUCCACCUGGGGAUGAAUGAGGAGCAGACCAAGAGCUUAUGGGUCAGGGUCAAAGUCUUCAAUAGCCACAUCACCCAAGUUGCAGAAGGCAAAGGCAGAGACUGUGAGAAGGAAGAUCCACCCACUGUAGGGGAAGAGCAGGUUCAAGACCACCUAAAGAACCUGAAAGUGCACAAGUCCAUGGGGCCUGAUGAGAUCCAUCUGCGGCUCCUGAGGGAACUGGGCUUCAUCUCCGCCGUUGGCAGCUUCAUCCUCGGCGUUUGCCUCCGGAUCCAAAUCAACCCCCAGAACAAAGGCGAGUUCCAGGGCAUUUCACCGGAGCGAGCAUUUGCUGAUUUCCUCUUUGCCAACACCAUCCUCCAUCUUGUUGUCAUCAAUUUUGUUGGCUGA
This is a messenger RNA of Chaetura pelagica (chimney swift), 483 nucleotides long. It is a transcript of the gene DAD1, whose product is annotated as defender against cell death 1. NCBI's taxonomy places the organism in Eukaryota, Metazoa, Chordata, Aves, Apodiformes, Apodidae. Gene Ontology annotation, biological process: protein N-linked glycosylation. Gene Ontology annotation, cellular component: oligosaccharyltransferase complex; membrane. Bases 1 to 483 code for a protein of 160 amino acids. The record is from RefSeq and is a predicted model, not a curated record. The transcript has 4 exons.